Molecule: messenger RNA, 790 nt
Organism: Pelobates cultripes (western spadefoot toad)
Lineage: Eukaryota; Metazoa; Chordata; Amphibia; Anura; Pelobatidae
Source: the annotation of a GenBank genome assembly
CUCCAGCAAGAGAGGAUAGAAAAUGGGCAGCUGUUCUGCAGUGGAUGGCAGACAUAUCUGGAAGACUUGAAAAAAUAGUGGAAAAAUUGGAAGCCAUAGCACAAAUACAUGUACCAGUAGCAGAAGAAGAUGACACAUCCAUUUUUAGUCUUCUGGCCCUGAAGUCUUUGGACGACUUUGAAAAAUUGGAAGAUGCUUUGAAAACAAGCAAAUCUCUGAAAAAUAAACUGGUAAGCUCUUAAGCUGAGGUGUAUCCCUUUAGUUUGGCUACAGUUAGACUCAAUGUGCCUCUUUAACACAGUAAUUGGUCCAAUUGGGGAUUCAUUUAUAGUGCAAAAGAUGUAAUAACAAUACAGUCUUCUUUACACAAUGAUAUGGUGUUGUGCCUUUGCAAAAUAUCUCUUUAAUUACAGACAUGUUUUUUCCUUGUUGUCUAAGCUUGUAAAGUACUCGAUCUUUAACAUUUUAUUUUAGUAAUUCUUAUUUUGAUCUGGAAAUGUAUACUUACCAAUUGGAACGGAAAAUAAUUUACUUGCUAAAUGACAUUGUUAGACAAUCAUUAUAUAUAUAUAUAUGUGUGUGUGUGUAUGUUAUUACAUAAAUUUUCUUAUUUUGUAGAUAAGAGUCCUCAAGAGCGUUGGAGGGAAGAAUGAGCAUUUACUUUUAUGCAAUAUGAUGCGACGAUUAAUGGAGGAUAAUGUUGCUGAAGUCUAUAAUCUUUCCGGAACCUCGACUAAACAUGCUGAAAGAAGGGCCUUUGCUGGUACCCAGAUAUGCAAUUCAGUUCUUG